AUGGACAUGGCUUUGGCAUCUAAAUCCUUCCCUCCAUCAAGUGCUACCGCCGAGCAACCAAUUUCAAAGAGUGACAAAGCUGUUGCAAAUGAUUCCUCAUCCAAGGAUACAUACCUCAAUCCUAAAGCCAAUGAUACUAGGACUGUGCCCGUGCGUUUGCAACAUGAAAAUCACGGCAUUGCCUCCCCAAUUAUGAUCUAA
Messenger RNA from Miscanthus lutarioriparius, 201 nucleotides. The record is from the annotation of a GenBank genome assembly. Lineage: Eukaryota; Viridiplantae; Streptophyta; Magnoliopsida; Poales; Poaceae.